Durusdinium trenchii is the source of this 1164-nucleotide messenger RNA. Lineage: Eukaryota; Dinophyceae; Suessiales; Symbiodiniaceae. The record is from the annotation of a GenBank genome assembly.
CGAUUAGUUUCCAGGGGUUGAUACAUAUAUAUAUGUAUUUAUACAUAAAUGCCUCAUCCUGUGACAUCCUGUGAUACAGUUUCCAUGCUGCUGGUUGUAAUGGUUCACUAGUCUUCUUGACUCUACUAUCCUUGCAUUGCUGAAGCUGCUCAAAGGGUAGAAAUACUUAAAUAUUUGCCAAGGGCUUGCUGACUGUGAUGAGGCUUUGCCGCAGCAAGAGAGUACAGCAGCACUCUACAAAUCUCUUCCAAAGCAAACUACCUCGCCAGCAAGUCCUUGUAUUCGGAUACCCCCAUGGCCGCUUGCUCGAGAAGUGCAUGGCCCGUGGCCUCUACAGCCUCUAGCUUCUUAAUCCUUAUCACUGGGGCCCUUUUGGCUUCGAAUUUCGUUCUCCCACCGCUUCCGUUUCAAAGAUUGGUGGCCCAUCGCACUGCCAGAGCGGCAAGCAGAGGCUUUUUGUUGUUCAAUGCUGAGGAGAACCAGAAGGAAAAGUUUAUGCUUGCCAAGCUUUUUGACUUGAUAAACGAACUGCCCAAAGAAUUUGCAGCACUGGAUUGGCAACCACCAGAUUCAAGAGGAACAAGGUAUUUCAAUGCCAUGGAUAACAAGUGCGUGCAGUAUUUUGCAGCUGGGAGAGAGGAAUCCUGGUCUGACGCGCUUAAGAAUAACUUUAGAUCCCGGGGCUCUGGCGAUACAUCAGUUCCGCUUUCUUUUGUGGAGUUUGUGGGUGAACGCUUGCCUUUGGAGAAGGGCUCGAUGGAUGUUGCCCUGCUGCAGCCCGGUGCCGCAGACGGUUUGGGACCAAGAGUCUUCCGGCAGAUCUUUAGAGAGACAUCCCGCGUUUUGAAGCCUAAAAGCCGAUUCUUGGUCUUCAUCGAUGCAUCAACCAAACUGCCAGCCACUGGGGCGAAUUAUUUUGACAUCGAACGCCGCUUCAAGAGAGACACAACUAGAUGCUAUCGGCUGAUCAGAAAGCCACGAUUGAGACCGAGUUCGAUACGAGCUGGGGCACAGGCUGAAAAGGAAGUGGUUCGCAAAGAGCCAAAACUUAAGCGGCCCAAACCGCUCUCCGUAAGUGAGCUUGAAAGCGCUCUAGCAGACGAGGAAUGAUCAUGAAUGAUUGAUCAUUCGUUGAGAGAAGAACAGUGUCAAGAAGUAGCAAGU